AUGCCUGCGCCGGCACCCAACAAGCGCGUCAAGAACAAGCGCAUCUCGCGCAACAUAAUAAUCGGCUCCGAGGCCUGGGCGCUCCCCCCACUGGGCCACCCCGACCGCCCAAAAGGCAUUCCUGACGACCACACCAAGCGCUGGACCGUCUACGUGCGCCAACCAGACGGCGACCCCUCUCUCAGCACCUGGCUCAACAAAGUCCAGUUCAAGAUCUUCAACACGUACGAGAACCCGCUGCGAACCUGCGACAACCCGCCCUUUGAGGUCACCGAGACGGGAUGGGGCGGAUUCAGCAUCGAUAUUCGCCUGCAUUUCGUGCCCAUCAGCGGCGAGAAGGCGCAGUACAGACAGCACUUCUUGCAGCUUGAAAAGUACGGCUCCGAGGAGCAGCAAGCCCAGCAAGAACGGACGGGCUGCGUGCGGAGCGAGUUUCUUGAGGUCGUGCACUUCAACGAACCGACCGAGGCCCUGUUCGACGCCUUGACCGCCGAGGAUCAGUGGGCGCACCUCGUCCCCAGCAAGUCCUCGAGUGGGAGUAAGAAGGCCAGUCUCGGCGCCAAUGGCCGCUUGAAGCGCGGACUACCAAACGGUGAGCGCAGCGCCCAGCUGCCAGAGAAAGGCGGCGACGACGUACCUUUCAGCCAGGAGCACGAGCAGGGCCUGAUUGACAGCUUGAUGGACAAGAUUGCCCAGGUGGAUCGGGAGCUGGAGAAGGAGACAGCCCGCAGGGAGAAGACGGAGAAUACGCUCAAGGCGCUGAGAGAAGAGCUGGGCCACGAAGCCGCGCAACAGGCAGCACAGCAAGCCUCGGGAGAUCGGAGUCGCAGGCGGUGA
Messenger RNA from Ascochyta rabiei, 837 nucleotides. RefSeq names its product NuA4 histone H4 acetyltransferase complex and the SWR1 complex subunit. Bases 1 to 837 code for a protein of 278 amino acids. Gene Ontology annotation, biological process: regulation of transcription by RNA polymerase II; chromatin remodeling. NCBI's taxonomy places the organism in Eukaryota, Fungi, Ascomycota, Dothideomycetes, Pleosporales, Didymellaceae. The transcript has 3 exons. The record is from RefSeq and is a predicted model, not a curated record. Gene Ontology annotation, cellular component: Swr1 complex; NuA4 histone acetyltransferase complex. Gene Ontology annotation, molecular function: histone binding.